UACUGCCGCCAACGGUUAUCGAGCUGAAAGUGAGCGCGUGUCGAGCUUUUUUGGUGCCCAGUUGUUUGGGCCAGCUUCGUGGGCGACUGGAUUGGCAGCAAACAUAAACAAACGAAGUGCGAAAUUGCUCGGAAAUCAGCUAAUUGACACAACGGACAUGCGAGGGCCAGACUUUGGCCAAAUUUGGCCUGGCCAAAAAGGAAGCGGAAGUACUGCGGCCGCAAAAUACAUUGUAAACUGCUAAACUGCAGGGGAAGUGUAGCGAAUAGUGUGCGAAUGGAAGUCGAGUAAAAAUCAAGCAACUCGAAUAGAUAUAUAUAUCUUUAUAUCCCUGCGGGAGUCGCUCCCCUGUGUCUGUGUGCCGGUGUGUAUUUGUGUGUGUGUGUGCCAGGAGUUGGGCUGGGCAAAUAAGUGCUCGUGCUCAGCUUUUUUAGCCAGUUUAUCUUAAGGCGAAAUACUGUAAAAAAUUGUAAAAUGGAUUUACGUUUCGUAUUCAUCGUUUUCCUGCUCAAGUGGACCCAUGCACAAGGAUCCCAUCCGCCGCGGAUAGUGGAGCAUCCCAUAGAUACGACAGUGCCGCGACACGAGCCAGCCACGCUUAAUUGCAAAGCCGAGGGCAGCCCCACGCCCACCAUCCAGUGGUACAAGGAUGGGGUGCCCCUGAAGAUCCUGCCGGGCUCCCACCGCAUCACCCUGCCAGCCGGCGGAUUGUUUUUCCUCAAGGUUGUCAAUUCACGUCGCGAAACAGAUGCGGGCAUCUACUGGUGCGAGGCGAAGAACGAACUGGGCGUGGCAAGGAGUCGGAACGCCACGUUGCAAGUGGCGGUUCUCCGCGAUGAGUUCCGCCUGGAGCCGCAGAACACACGGAUCGCCCAGGGCGAUACCGCCCUCCUCGAGUGCGCCGCCCCUCGGGGAAUCCCCGAGCCCACAGUCACCUGGAAGAAGGGCGGCCAGAAAUUGGAUUUGGAGGGCUCGAAGCGAGUACGCAUCGUUGACGGCGGCAAUUUGGCCAUCCAGGAUGCCCGACAGACUGACGAGGGUCAGUACCAGUGCAUAGCCAAGAAUCCUGUCGGGGUGCGCGAGUCCUCGUUGGCUACACUCAAAGUGCACGUCAAGCCGUACAUCAUCCGGGGUCCGCACGAUCAAACGGUUUUGGAGGGCGCCUCGGUGACCUUUCCCUGUCGAGUGGGUGGUGACCCCAUGCCGGACGUACUCUGGCUGCGAACCGCCUCGGGUGGCAACAUGCCAUUGGAUCGCGUGAGUGUCCUGGAGGAUCGGAGUCUGCGACUGGAGAGGGUCACCAUUGCGGAUGAAGGCGAGUACAGUUGCGAGGCGGACAAUGUUGUGGGCGCCAUCACCGCGAUGGGAACUUUGACUGUUUACGCCCCCCCGAAAUUCAUCCAACGUCCUGCGAGCAAAUCCGUGGAACUCGGCGCCGACACAUCGUUCGAGUGUCGAGCUAUAGGAAACCCAAAGCCCACCAUCUUCUGGACCAUCAAGAACAACAGCACGCUGAUAUUUCCCGGAGCCCCGCCCUUGGAUCGCUUUCAUAGCCUCAACACUGAGGAAGGUCACUCGAUACUCACGUUGACCAGGUUCCAGAGAACGGACAAGGAUCUGGUCAUCCUGUGCAACGCCAUGAACGAGGUGGCCAGCAUUACCUCAAGGGUGCAGCUAAGCCUGGACUCUCAAGAGGAUCGACCACCGCCGAUCAUAAUCUCCGGUCCGGUUAAUCAAACCCUACCCAUCAAGUCCCUGGCCACACUUCAGUGCAAGGCCAUCGGUUUGCCCAGUCCCACUAUUUCCUGGUAUCGCGAUGGAAUACCAGUGCAACCCAGUUCCAAGCUGAACAUUACCACAUCCGGGGACUUGAUAAUAUCGGACCUCGAUCGACAACAGGAUCAAGGCCUAUACACCUGCGUGGCCAGCUCGCGGGCUGGAAAGUCCACUUGGAGUGGUUUCCUCCGGAUAGAGUUGCCAACCAAUCCGAAUAUUAAGUUCUACAGAGCCCCGGAGCAGACUAAGUGUCCCAGUGCUCCAGGGCAACCGAAAAUUCUGAACGCCACUGCCUCGGCACUGACCAUUGUUUGGCCAACCAGUGACAAGGCGGGAGCAUCGUCAUUCCUAGGGUACAGUGUGGAAAUGUACUGCACCAAUCAGAGCAGGACUUGGAUACCCAUUGCAUCGCGUUUGAGUGAGCCGAUUUUCACGGUCGAGAGUUUGACGCAGGGAGCGGCUUACAUGUUCAUUGUUCGAGCGGAAAACUCACUGGGCUUCUCGCCACCCUCCCCCAUAUCGGAACCCAUUACGGCGGGAAAACUUGUGGGCGUGCGGGAUGGUAGUGAAAGCACCGGGACCUCACAGCUCCUCCUCAGCGAUGUGGAGACCUUGCUGCAGGCCAACGAUGUUGUGGAGCUACUGGAGGCCAAUGCCAGUGAUUCGACGACCGCUCGACUGUCUUGGGACAUAGAUAGUGGUCAGUACAUCGAGGGCUUCUAUCUGUACGCCCGGGAACUGCACUCCUCCGAGUACAAAAUGGUUACACUGCUCAACAAGGGUCAGGGGCUGAGCUCCUGUACGGUGCCUGGACUGGCGAAGGCCUCCACAUACGAGUUUUUUCUUGUGCCAUUUUACAAGAGCAUCGUAGGCAAGCCCUCGAACUCGCGACGCAUGAGAACUUUGGAAGAUGUUCCGGAGGCACCACCUUAUGGCAUGGAAGCCAUUCAAUUCAAUCGCACCUCGGUCUUCUUGAAGUGGUUACCUCCACAACCAAAUCGGACUCGCAACGGCAUCCUCACCAGCUACAAUGUGGUCGUCAAAGGCCUGGACGUGCACAAUACGACGCGGAUAUUCAAAAAUAUGACCAUAGACGCGGCCGCGCCCACCCUGCUCCUGGCCAACCUCACCACAGGAGUCACCUACUAUAUCGCAGUGGCGGCUGCCACGCGGGUGGGAGUCGGACCCUUCAGCAAGCCUGCCGUGCUCCGCAUCGAUGCACGCACCCAAUCCCUGGACACUGGCUACACGAGAUACCCCAUCAGUCGUGAUAUUGCCGAUGACUUUUUAACGCAGACCUGGUUUAUCGUCCUGCUGGGCUCCAUCAUUGCCAUAAUUGUGUUUCUAUUGGGCGCAUUGGUUCUAUUCAAGCGCUACCAAUUUAUCAAGCAGACCUCGCUGGGCAGUUUACAUGGCAAUCACGCAAUCGGAACCGUGCGAAAGUUUCCAACAUUGCCGCUAAAUGGAGGCGGAGCCGUCGGUGCCGGUGGCUCAAAUUCGACAGCCGCAGCUGGGCAGAGUGGCCAUGGCCUGUGGAUCGAUCCCACCAGCGGCGUUUGGCGACAGGCAGCGGGUGGCGGCAAUCCUGGCGGAGUGGGCUCGUGUACGACAAAGGAGCAACUUCCGGGAUACGCACAGGCCACCGCCCAACAAGGACAACAGCCCACGCUGCUACCCGAUUACGAGAGACUAUCACCGCUGAAUAUGCCCGAUUACGCGGAAGUCGCCUGCUCGACAUUCAAAAGCCCCACACACGGAGCACCGCCGAUGGGUGGUGGUGGUGGUGGCCAGUCGGCCUCCCUGUACGACAGCUGUGGGGCCUACGCUACCACCAAUGUGGUGGCCAAUGUAAAGCUCUACCAGAACCGCUAUGCGACAAAGCCGAACCAGAGCAGCGGCAGCAAUAACAACAAUCACCAGGGCAAUGACUACCAGUCGACCGGGAUGUACUCCGCUCCACCGAGCGCCCACUACGGAUGCUUGGAGCCAAAGCAGCAGCAGCAGCAGCAGCAGCCCAAUCUGAUGACCACCUCCACGGCCAGCACGGCCAUCUUGACGAACUCGCCGGCCAAGGUGAAGAAGAUCAACAUAACCGAGAACAAAAUGGAUCAGCUGGAGGGCAAGUCGGAGCGGACGAACCCGUUCAACCAGCAGCAGCAGCUCCUCCUGGCCAGCAACGCCCUGAAGCAGGGACUGGGCGCCUAUGCCAACACCACCUUGGCGGCUCAGAUGGCCAGUGGAGGUGGAGCGGGCACCUUGAGGCGCCAGCGUCAGCCGAAGACGCUUUACAAAAGCGAAAACAAUAUACUGGGCAAGUCUGGUCUGCGGCAGAACACCAUGAAUGCGAGUGUAGGUGCUCCCAGCAACGGGCAGAUGGACUUCCUGACCGGCGGUCCUCCGUCGGAGGGCGGAGACUUCUCCGGACUGGGCCUCUGCAACUCCACCAACCAGCUGCUUAACGACUGGGCAUCCAGUGCCUCGAUCGCAGCUCCAGGGGAUUAUCAUUUCGGCAGCAAGCAGCCCAGCAAGCAGCACCUCUACGUGAAGGCCAAGGAUGGCACCUGGUCGGCCGUCAGUUCGGAUGCCUAUCAGUCCUUCAAGCAUCAGCAGCAGCACCAUCCCUUCCUGGCAGGAUCAGCAAGGACAAUUUGGCGGCGACACAGUUGUGCCUACAUGAUACUGGACAAUUCGAUGGAUUUUGUGAUUUGAAUUCAUUCGCUCGCCGUGCUUGUGGGCGGAAAAUUCAGGUAAGCCAACUAUUCUGCGGCCUGUCCACAAAACUUUUCACUGAUUUUCGGGGAGCGGUGAAAGUGCGAGUAGUCGUAUUUUUCCCGCCAACCGAACGACCGACCAGCUAAUUAAUUAUGCACUUUGCCCGCCAGACCCAAAUCCCAAUUUGUCCUACAAAAUCAUUAAUGCAGGGCUCCCUAAUGAGGCAUUGUCCUUUUCCGCCGAAACCCAUGCAUUUCAAUAAAACAUUUGCAAUUGCGAAUUCACGAUAAACAGAAUUAUUUUAGAUUGCUGUCUCACUUUGUUUGCCAUUGAUUUUUUAUUGCUCGUUUUUGAAUUGCCAGCAUUGUUGCAAAUUGUUGCUGACAGUUUAUGAUGUCUGUUUUUGUUGUCCAUAGACCAGCGCUUUGAAAUUAAAACCAAACGAGGCUUUAAAAAAAAUAAUGCACUCAUGUUUGCAUGGGGAGAAGUCAAAUGAAAUGAAUAUCAAUUUGAUUAAAUGAAGCGUAAUGUUUUUCAACUUUUUAUCACCAUGGCUCGAUGAAAUGCAGAGUACAGCUUAAAAUGCUUAAAAUGAGUAAUAAAAUAAUAUAUAGUUUAAGUCGCAGUAGUAGGAUGAGCUUUAAAGGUUAUUAGACAAACGCUUUGAAGUUCAUUUAAAAUAUUGCAAGUAAAUGUUUUAGACAGUGAUUCUAACUGCUCGUAUCUUUAGUUUGGCUAGUUUCCUUGAAUGGAAUCCCCAGUUGUUUCACAUUUCCCUGGGAAAUUCGGAUCUUUAACUGCAAUGUCGGCUUAUUACCCUUAGAUGAACUUUAAGCUUUUGCCGCUCGAGCAGCACCAGCUGCACUGGAUGCCCAAAUGCCCAGGAUAAUGUAUCAGUGACCAGGCCCACACCAUUAGCUUCGACACCCCGAAUGGAUGCCCUCCAAUAUCUCCGUUCCCCCAUAGCUCCACAUCCCCAUUUUCCGAUUUCCACAUCGCAACCCACGCACAUCGCAUCUCCAGCCGACUGGCCAGGCCUAAACUACAAAUAGCCUUGGUGUCCGAAACACUGGCUACCGAUUGCCAUUGCCACUGGCCAGCCGAUAAAUAAGCCCGAAUUUAUCAUGAACACGGAGCGGAGCACACAUUCUCCGGACUGUCCCAUAUAUCGUGGGACUAUAAUAGCAGUGGCAGCCUCAUAAUUUUUGGCACCAAAUUGCCCGAUAGGCGUUGAAGCGUUCAAUUGAAUGUCGUCUAGCCGAGGAGGACCUUUCCUUGGACCAUGUCCAUCCACGCCCACUCUGCUCGCCCCGCCCAACUAUUGUAUAAUCAAAACUAAUGGUCUAUAAAGAAUCAAUUCUCAAUUUGUUUAGCCAGCUGCUGCCCGUUCGAAUCCGAGCCGAGGACACGAGCGAACAGGACAAUGACACAGGAUAAUGCUGCAAAACGCUCGCUUCCAUUGCGCCAACUAAAAGUUUUCACUUCCCUUCGAUUUUCCCCGCUUUUCCGGCCCCUUGUGUGUGUAACACAUGCGACGAAU
Molecule: messenger RNA, 6028 nt
Organism: Drosophila melanogaster (fruit fly)
Lineage: Eukaryota; Metazoa; Arthropoda; Insecta; Diptera; Drosophilidae
Gene: robo3
Product: roundabout 3
Exons: 13
Coding region: 475-4485 (1336 amino acids)
Biological process (GO): neuron projection morphogenesis
Cellular component (GO): plasma membrane; membrane
Source: RefSeq, marked reviewed